Molecule: messenger RNA, 3259 nt
Organism: Saccostrea cuccullata (small rock oyster)
Lineage: Eukaryota; Metazoa; Mollusca; Bivalvia; Ostreida; Ostreidae
Product: dynein axonemal heavy chain 3-like
Exons: 25
Biological process (GO): microtubule-based movement
Cellular component (GO): dynein complex
Molecular function (GO): dynein intermediate chain binding; dynein light intermediate chain binding; minus-end-directed microtubule motor activity
Source: RefSeq, a predicted model, not a curated record
AAUGUUGAGGAAUUAAAUGAAACCUAUGAUAACAUCGUGGGUGACGUCCUUCUGUCGGCGAGUGUGGUUGCCUACCUGGGCCCAUUUAUUCUGGACUAUCGCCAGGAAUGUCUGAAGGAAUGGUAUGGAAUGUGUGCAGAACGAAACAUCCCACUGUCUGAACACUUCUCCCUGUACACGACUCUUGGGGACCCUGUCAAAAUACGGGACUGGCAGAUUGCAGGACUUCCUGUCGACAACUACUCUGUAGAGAAUGCCAUCAUUGUGAUGAGUGCUAACCGGUGGCCGCUGAUGAUUGACCCUCAGGGUCAGGCCAAUAAGUGGGUCAAGAACAUGGAGAAGAUGAACAAGCUGGAGGUGGUCAAGAUGUCUGACGUCAACUUCAGCAGGAACCUGGAAAACUGUAUACAGUUUGGUAAUCCCUGUUUGUUGGAAAAUGUGGGAGAGGAGUUGGACCCCAUUCUGGAACCAAUUCUGCUGAAACAGACAUUUAAACAGAAUAACAUGGAGUACAUUCGUGUAGGAGAUCAUAUCAUAGAGUACAGUAAGGACUUUAAGCUGUACAUCACCACCCGACUCAGAAACCCCCAUUAUCUCCCAGAGGUCUCCGUCAAGGUGACCCUGCUGAAUUUCAUGAUUACAUUACUGGGUCUGGAGGACCAGUUGCUGGGAAUAGUUGCUGCUAAGGAGAAGCCAGAUCUGGAGGAGAGGAAGAACCUGCUGAUUAUAGAGAGUGCCAGGAACAAACGCCAGCUCAAGGAGAUCGAAGACAAAAUAUUGGAGGUCCUGUCUUCAUCACAGGGAAACAUUUUGGAGGAUGAGACAGCGAUAGAGAUUUUGUCGUCCAGUAAGAUUUUGUCUGAGGAGAUUUCAGAGAAACAGCUGGUGGCCAGCAAGACCGAGGCGGCCAUUGAUGACGUCAGAAACGGAUAUAAACCUGUGGCUAAGCAUGGCAGUGUGCUGUUCUUCGUGAUCUCGGACCUGGCCAACAUUGACCCCAUGUACCAGUAUUCUCUCACCUGGUUCAUCAACCUUUAUCUACAGUCCAUCAUAAACAGUGCCCCCUCACAAGAUUUAGAGGAGAGGAUCCACAACUUGAAUGAACACUUUACCUACAGCAUUUACAAGAAUGUCUGCCGCUCGUUGUUUGAGAAGGACAAGUUACUCUUCUCCUUCCUGCUGUGUAUCGGCAUUGCAAAACAAAACACCAUGCCAAAUGCCAGAGUGGGUGGUGAAAUCAACGACCGUGAUUGGCGGUUCCUCCUUACCGGAGGCCUGGCUCUGGAGAACCCCUUCCCUAACCCCGCGGUGGAUUGGCUCCCUGACAAAUCCUGGGGGGAGAUAGUCAGGGCAUCAGAUCUACCCUCCUUCAAAGGAUUUAUGGACCACUUCCGUAAAAAUCUGAAUGCCUGGAAGAAGAUCUAUGAUUCUACAACUCCCCAUACAGAACCCCUAGUGGCCCCUUGGAACGAGAACCUGAACAGGUUGGAGGAACUGAUAGUGCUCAGAUGUCUACGACCUGAUAAGAUGGUACCUGCUGUUCAGAAUUUCAUUGUGGAGAGAAUGAGUCAGCAGUACAUUGAGCCACCGACCUUUGACCUCUCGCUGAGUUAUGAAGAUUCCCAGCAUUUCUCACCCCUGAUUUUUGUUCUGUCCCCUGGGGCCGAUCCGAUGGCUGGUCUCUACAGAUUUGCUGAGGAAAAAGGUGUAAUUCAGUCUGUUUCUCUGAAGAAAAUUUUUAGAGAAGGUGUUAUACCACCACUACCACCACCACAGUCACAGAUGACCGCACAUGACCCGUCCGAGCCUAAAAUAACCUCGUUACUCGGGGUGUCUCAUCCCUCCGAGGAACAUGCGCGUUCAGGGAGCAAAGGUCUACAGACCAUAUCUCUCGGUCAAGGUCAAGGACCCAUUGCAGAAAAAAUGAUCAUGGAGGCGGUGGCCAAUGGGACCUGGGUGGUGCUACAGAACUGUCACUUGGCGGCGUCAUGGCUGGGAGAACUGGAACGAAUCUGUGAAACUGUGAUCACAGACACCAAUGUUACCAUGCCUACGUUCCGCCUGUGGCUGACAAGUUAUCCCUCCCCUGCGUUCCCUGUCUCGGUCCUCCAGAACGGGGUCAAGAUGACCAACGAGCCCCCCAAAGGACUGAGGGCCAAUCUACUACGGUCCUAUCUCAAUGACCCUAUCUCAGACCCCGCCUUCUUCUCCCAGUGCAAUAAACCAGCAGUUUUUGAGAAGCUGCUCUUUGGACUCUGCUUCUUCCAUGCCUUGGUGCAGGAACGGAGGAAAUUCGGACCUUUGGGUUGGAACAUUCCUUACGAAUUCAACGAAUCUGAUCUCAGGAUCUCCGUUAGACAGCUUCAGAUGUUCAUCAAUGACUAUGACAAACCCCCCUUGGAGGCCCUCAGCUACCUGACAGGUCAGUGUAACUAUGGUGGGCGUGUCACGGACGACCUUGACCGGCGACUCAUCACCAGCUUACUGGAGAUCUUCUACAACGAAAAAAUUAUUUUUGACGACACGUACAAAUUCUCCCCCAGUGGUCUCUACUAUGCCCCUCCCAAGGGGAUGUAUGACCAGUAUGUGGACUACAUCAGGAAACUGCCCCUGAUACCUCACCCCGAGGUGUUUGGUCUACAUGAGAAUGCUGAUAUAUCUAAGGACCAGCAGGAAACACAGCAGCUGUUUGAUGGAAUUCUUCUGACAUUACCAAGACAGAGAGACUUGCCAAUGAAUGAAACAAGUGGAGGAGGGAAAUCCUCACAGGAGAUGAUUGAAGAGCUCGCCAGUGAUAUUCUGACCAAGAUCCCAGCGGACUUCAACCUGGAGGAGUGUCAGAACAAGUUCCCAGUGAGAUAUGAAGAGUCUAUGAACACAGUACUGAACCAGGAGUUGAUCCGGUUUAACCGGUUGACCCAGGUGGUUCGUCAGAGCCUACAGGACAUUAGGAAGGCCAUCAAAGGAGUGGUCCUGAUGUCGUCCGAACUGGAGGAUGUGUUUGACAGCAUGAUGGUGGGGAAGGUUCCUGCGAUGUGGCAAGCCAAGUCCUACCCCUCCCUCAAACCUCUGGGGAGUUACAUCACAGACUUACUGGCCAGGCUAGCGUUCUUCAAGGAGUGGAUCUAUGGGGGUACUCCAUCAGUCUUCUGGAUCUCGGGUUUCUAUUUCACUCAGUCCUUUUUGACUGGUGUGAUGCAGAACUAUGCCAGGAAAUACAAAAUCCCCAUUGACUACCUCGGAUUUGAAUAUCAAGUAA